AUGUUAUUACAAAAUGACCAAGCGGGAAAAAUUGUGGUUCUUGGUACAGUACAUUUUAGUAAAAAGUCUGUAGAAGAAGUUUCUGAAAUAGUGCAAUUUCUUAAUCCAAACGCAAUUCUUGUGGAAUUAUGUCGACAAAGAGUGUCGCUUUUGGAGCUGGAUGAAAAAAAAUUUUUAGAAGACGCAAAAAAUUUUGAUUCUCACAAGUUUAAAGAAGCAGUCAAAGGACACAAAGGCUUGUCUUCUGGUAUGUUACAUGCAAUGUUGUUGAAAACAUACGCUGACAUCGCUAAAGAAUUAGGAGUUGCUCCGGGAGGCGAAUUUAGAAGAGCAUAUCAAGAGGCAAGCUUAAUUAUCUGA
Molecule: messenger RNA, 360 nt
Organism: Parnassius mnemosyne (clouded apollo)
Lineage: Eukaryota; Metazoa; Arthropoda; Insecta; Lepidoptera; Papilionidae
Source: the annotation of a GenBank genome assembly